GAAAAACUGUGAGGAUUAUUUCCUACGAUCACUGAAGGCAGCAUGUUGGACCGUCCAGCGCUGCAUUCUCGUGACGUCAAUUUUAUCCGACACACAUUCAGUUCGUGCCUGGAGGAUCGGAUCAGAUAUUAAACACACAUGCGGAGGAUGAACUUUAAACCUGGCUGGCUGCUGCUUCUUACCAUCUCUGCCGGGGUCUGGUCGGUGCCCAUAGAGCGCAAUGGAGGCAACCAGGAGCCUAAAGAGGAGGUGCCGGAGGAGAACAUGGACACUGGCCUGUACUACGACAGGUACCUCAGAGAGGUGAUUGAGGUUUUGGAGACAGACCCUCACUUCAGAGAGAAACUGCAGACGGCGAACACAGAGGACAUCAAGAAUGGGCGCCUCAGUAAAGAGCUGGACCUGGUCGGUCAUCAUGUCAGGACUCGGCUGGAUGAGUUGAAGCGUCAGGAGGUUUCUCGUCUGAGGAUGCUGCUGAAGGCCAAACUGGACAGCACCAACACUCAGAGCCUUCAGAUGGACCACGCCUCUCUGCUGAAGCAGUUCGAACAUCUGGAUCCACACAAUCAAAACACUUUUGAGGCCAAAGACCUUGAGCUGCUGAUCUCUACGGCCACGAAGGACCUGGAGAACUACGAUGCCGAGCGCCACGAGGAGUUUAAACGCUACGAGAUGCUGAAGGAACACGAAAGGAGGGAAUACCUGAAGGGUCUGGACCAGGAGAAGAGGGAGAAGGAGGAGAAGAGGCUGCAGGAGCUGAAGGAUAAACACAGACAGCACCCUAAAGUUAACGUUCCGGGCAGUGUUGCUCAGCUGCGGGAAGUUUGGGAGGAGACAGAUGGACUGGAUCCUCAGGAGUUCAACCCCAAAACCUUCUUUAAGCUGCAUGAUACAAAUGAAGACGGUGUCUUAGAUGAGCAGGAAUUGGAGGCUCUCUUCACAAAGGAGCUGGAGAAAGUCUACGACCCAAAGAACGAGGAGGACGAUAUGAUGGAGAUGGAGGAGGAAAGGCUGAGGAUGAGGGAGCACGUCAUGAAAAACGUGGAUACAAAUAAAGACCGGCUCGUCAGCCUGGAUGAAUUCCUCAAAUCCACAGAGAAGAAGGAGUUCAAUAAUCCCAAAGAGUGGGAGACUCUGGACACCAAUCCGGUGUACACAGAGGAGGAGCUCCAGCGGUUUGAGGCCGAGCUCAGGGACAAAGAGGAGGAGCUGAAGAGGAGGGCGGAGACUCUUCGUCAGGAGCAGGAGCUGCUGAAGGAGAGAGGAAAAGCCCUGGAGGCACAGAGGAGAGAGUACCAGCAGGCAGUGCUAGAGAUGUCUCAGAGACAGAAAGAACAGCAGGCAGCAGAUGGGCAGCCUCCUGCGGGUCCUAAUGGAGAACUACAGUUUCAAGCACAGACACAGAAGCCUGAUGAUAAAGAGGCAAAAGCUCCGGCUGAACCCGAACCCGAAGUCCAGAACAAUCUGCCCGCAGAGCCUCCACAGAAUCUGCCUUCACACACUUGAAGCACUCGAACAGCCUUAACACACUCAGACACAUAUAUAUGCACAUAUACACACAAACACACAUUUUGAGUUGCACUGACACAGAUAUCCAGAUGGGUUCUGCAAACUGAGUUAUGUGAAUACUGUGUGUAUAAAGUCCGACAGGCCGUCUUGUUUCUCAUGACAUAUUGUACUGUGUGCUCUACUCUGUGGUCUACGUUAGAUUAAAGAUCUCAAAACAGCAGAUAUUAGUACAUGUAUUCUCAGAAAAUCUUCAGUUUCAGUGAAACUGUCAUUCAUGAAGGGUCUUCAGUGUGAAAUCGCAAACACCCUCCAAUAAAGUCUUAAUUUAAAACCUCUAAA
Acanthochromis polyacanthus (spiny chromis) is the source of this 1848-nucleotide messenger RNA. It is a transcript of the gene nucb1, whose product is annotated as nucleobindin 1. Gene Ontology annotation, molecular function: calcium ion binding. The transcript is spliced from 13 exons. Lineage: Eukaryota; Metazoa; Chordata; Actinopteri; Pomacentridae. The record is from RefSeq and is a predicted model, not a curated record. Gene Ontology annotation, cellular component: extracellular exosome; endoplasmic reticulum-Golgi intermediate compartment. Bases 139 to 1506 code for a protein of 455 amino acids.